Messenger RNA from Phycodurus eques (leafy seadragon), 1303 nucleotides. It is a transcript of the gene slc25a5, whose product is annotated as solute carrier family 25 member 5. Gene Ontology annotation, biological process: mitochondrial ADP transmembrane transport; mitochondrial ATP transmembrane transport. The record is from RefSeq and is a predicted model, not a curated record. Gene Ontology annotation, cellular component: mitochondrial inner membrane. Gene Ontology annotation, molecular function: ATP:ADP antiporter activity. The transcript has 4 exons. Bases 144 to 1040 code for a protein of 298 amino acids. Lineage: Eukaryota; Metazoa; Chordata; Actinopteri; Syngnathiformes; Syngnathidae.
GGAUUGUCUUUAAAUCCCUCCAGACCCUCUCGGACCUUGGCCAUUUCAACCCCCGAACCGUGAGUGGGCAUCUGGUCGACGGUUUUUAUUUUGGGGUUUUUCUUUCUUUCUUUCUUUUUACAAACUUUUUGACAGCCGCAAGGAUGAGUGAACAAGCCAUUUCUUUCGCCAAGGACUUCUUGGCCGGGGGUAUCGCCGCAGCCAUCUCCAAGACAGCCGUCGCCCCCAUUGAGAGGGUCAAACUCCUGCUUCAGGUCCAACAUGCCAGCAAACAGAUCGCGGUGGACAAGCAGUACAAGGGCAUCGUGGACUGCGUGGUCCGCAUCCCCAAGGAGCAGGGCUUCCUGUCCUUCUGGAGGGGCAACCUCGCCAACGUCAUCCGCUACUUCCCCACUCAGGCCCUCAACUUUGCCUUCAAGGACAAAUACAAGAAGAUUUUCCUGGACGGCGUGGACAAGCACAAACAGUUCUGGAGGUACUUUGCCGGGAACCUGGCAUCCGGCGGCGCGGCGGGGGCCACGUCGCUGUGUUUCGUCUACCCCCUGGACUUCGCCAGAACGCGCCUGGCCGCCGACGUGGGCAAGGCCGGAGGGGGGCGCGAGUUCAAAGGCCUGGGAGACUGCUUGGUGAAGAUCAGCAAGUCGGACGGCAUCAAGGGGCUGUACCAGGGCUUCAGUGUGUCAGUGCAAGGCAUCAUCAUCUACAGGGCGGCUUACUUCGGCGUCUAUGACACGGCCAAGGGCAUGCUCCCUGACCCCAAGAACACUCACAUUGUGGUGAGCUGGAUGAUCGCUCAGUCCGUGACCGCAGUGGCCGGUCUGGUGUCCUACCCGUUCGACACCGUCCGCCGUCGUAUGAUGAUGCAGUCUGGUCGAAAAGGAGCCGACAUCAUGUACAGCGGCACCAUCGACUGCUGGAGGAAGAUCGCCCGUGACGAGGGCAGCAAGGCUUUCUUCAAGGGAGCGUGGUCUAACGUGCUGCGGGGCAUGGGUGGCGCUUUUGUGCUGGUCCUGUACGACGAGCUCAAGAAAGUGCUGUAAUUAUUUCAUUUGUUGGACCAGCCCACUCUUUGUGUUGCGACUGUAACAUAUCUUGUACAUUCGGAUGGACUCACAUGCUGAAAUAUAUUUAUCGGGGACCAACUAGUAUUUGGCUACUAGUUGUACCAGUGGGAGGAGGGGGGAAUUGAAAUCUGCUAUGCACUCUUGGCCCAUGUUUUUGUUUGGUCAUGGUUUAUUUUGUUGUUUUUUUGUUUUUUUUUGCCCACACCUGAAUGUCGGCCCCUUAAUGCAGGAACUUUGCC